Molecule: messenger RNA, 3213 nt
Organism: Engraulis encrasicolus (European anchovy)
Lineage: Eukaryota; Metazoa; Chordata; Actinopteri; Clupeiformes; Engraulidae
Gene: c11h2orf42
Product: chromosome 11 C2orf42 homolog
Exons: 9
Coding region: 105-2309 (734 amino acids)
Cellular component (GO): nucleus
Source: RefSeq, a predicted model, not a curated record
GACGGCUGAGACGAACAUAGCCAGACUUGACUAGACAGCGCCGCGGUAUUGGAUUUUGAAAAGUGAUAAUUACCUGAGGGAAACAUUCUCUUAACAACAGACUGAUGGCGAGCCACCCCAUUGAAUCAGCAUUGCCCCUGACACAACCACUGGCCUGCCCAGCGCAACAUCAGGACGCCCCCACCACUACAAACAGCCUGUGCACCAAGCCCAGCAGCGAUACAAACACAAUGAGCGCUCCGGCGCCCUGGACGUGCUGGGACGACUUGGGCAAGCCCACCUUGCGUGGCAUCCGCAAGUGCCCGCACUGCGGCAUCUACAAUGGCACGCGCAGCCUCAGCUGCAAGAACAAGGCCUGUGGCGCCAUCUUCCGCGGGCCCGUGUCCACGGCCGCGUCCCGGAGGCCCGCGAAGAAGGUGGCCGGCGUCGGGUCCCCGGAGGUGGUGAGGCUGGUGACGAGGGGUGGUGGAGAAGGAGGAGAUGGGGAAGGAAAUGCGUAUGUGGAUGUUGGCGUGUUGGACGGAGGGGCUUCCUCUUCUUCAUCGUUGUCGUCUCUGCCGCCGCCAUCUUCUCCACCGCCCUCCACUUCGUCCCCUGCAGGUGGCCGCCAGGUGUUCUCGCUGCGUCACCGGUGCCGCGGCCCGGAGCAGAGGGGCUUUGUGCAGCUCACGCUCACCGACACGGCCAUCGCCACCACGGAGGGCACCUUGCUCACGCGCCUCAGCCUGGGGCACUGCUUCCUGCCAGCCUGCCGCCGUCAACAAAGACAACAACAACAACAACAGCAGCAGCAGCAGCAGAAAGAUAAUCAGCCAGGAGCCACCGCCUCGUCUUCCUCAACACCACCACCACCAUCAUCUUCCUCCGCACCCUCCUCUUCGCCACCGCAGGCGCCAGACAUGCCGUGCUGCGACCACGUGCGCCAGGCCAUGGAGUGUCCGGCGGAGCAGGUGGCCAAGCCGCUGCCGCUCAAGAGCUCGGUGCUGGACGCGCUGCCCGUGACUGCCCACGCCCGGCAGGAGCUGUGGAGGCUGGCCACGGACCCCGCUGCCAACGAGGGUGGGCCCCUGGUGCAGAGGGUGUCCCGCACCUCCCUGGUGGUGAGGUGCGACCGGAGCGAGGCACAACCGCUGGGGCUGCUGCACUGCACCGUCUGCAAGGGAGGAGGUGGAGGUGGAGGAGGAGGAGGAGGGGGCGCGACGAGGGGGGUGGUGAAAAGUGACAGGGCAAGUGGUGGUGGUGGCGGCACACAGCCGAAAGGUGACGGAGCAGGUGCAAGCGGUGCGCCCGCGUGGCCAAUUUUCCGUUGCACGUGCCAGCAGGGUGCCGGGGUGGGGACUGGUAACAGAGCUGGAGGAGGGGGCUCACUGGCCACUCUGGGCAGCCAGGUCUCUCCAGAGGCCUUCUCGCUCUCCGUCGGGGCCGGGUCGCGAUGCCUCCACUUCUACGCCUGCGUCUGGGCCUUCGCCAGCGACGACAAGCUCUCCGCCGAGUUUGCUCACUUCCCAAUACACUUAUUCAAUCACACGUCAACAACAAAUGGGCUGCAGAUGAUCCUUGGCUCGUCAGCACCAGUGGGUGCCUCUGAAGGGAAGGCUGCCCCAGAGCCCAUUCUGAGCAUAUUCCUCACCAGACCUGUCAAUGAAGCGCCAAGCAAGGCAAAGAGGCUGAAAGCAGAGGAGCCAAUCGCAGCAGGGGGCAGCCAGCCUGUGGAUGAGGCCCAUGCUACCUUGCCCUUCCAGCAGUGGCUGGCCAGCGUCAACGAGAAGAUCCACCAGUCCAUGCACUACCAGUUUGACGGUAAGCCGGAGCCCCUGGUCUUCCACAUCCCCCAGUCCUUCUUCAAUGCCCUGCAGCAGAGACUCUCCCUAGGCAGCAAGAAGAGGAGGCUCCCCAACUUCACCACCACGUUUGUCCGUCAGGAUGCUCCACCUUUGGGCACCUUCUCCAAGUACACCUGGCACAUCACCAACCUCAUGCACGUCAAGCAGAUCUUCCACACACCUGAGUUUCCCCUGAAGUUGUCCCAGAGCUUUGUGAGGAACAGUGACGGCUCCUACUCCCCCUUCUCCUGCCCGGAGGUGCCCGUGGAGCCCCUGGCAGAGGCCCUGGGCCGCACCACGCACGCCAUCCGGCCCCUCGAGCUGCACACCUUCCUCAAAGUGGGUAUCUCCUCUCCGGAGCAGAAGGAGCCCACCCCGUUCAUCAUCGAGUGGAUCCCGGACAUCCUGCCCCGCUGCAGGGUAGGGGAGCUGAGACUUCGCUUCGAGUACGGACACCAGCCCAGCAGCCAGCCAGCCGACCCCUGAGUUACAGCAUCAAAUGUACUGCUUACGCACACAAAUACAGUGGAAAACUGUGCCCAUCCCUGGUGAAAGUGCAGGACAAUGGCUAAUACAGUUGAUGGAGAGGUGCACACACUUGGGCAAAAAUGAGUUCUACCAUGGAAUGAAUGUCACACAAUGACAGAAAUACAGAGGUGUCAAAAGUAGUAGAAGUAGAGAUAAAAGCAACUUCCAACACAGGUGACUUCACUGAGUGACUGACCUACUGUUACUGUUCACCGGUGUGCCUGUUUACGGUUGGUUGUGGCAGGAUUUUUACUUUUUUAUUUUAAUCGCUACAAUGUACCUGCGUCUUUAGGUACAGUGGAUUAACUGGUGUAACAACUGUGUAAUAUCAUGUACUGACUUUGUACGUACAUCAUGAACUUACUUGUUAUACUUCUGACAACAUUGCAGAAGCGCCCACAGUGCUGAAGAUACAAAAGUGAUACAGCAGUCAAGAAAGUUUUCCCACUGUAAUUGUGAGGUGAAACCACCAGGUGGCAGUGUUACACAUGAGGAAUCUGUCUUGCCCACAGCUAUUGCAUAUUUUUAAUUUAUUUUUAUUUUUUUAUUUAAAACCUGGGGAAAAUUUAUGAUUUUGCUUUCAACAGAUCUGAAUUGGAAAUGAAUAUAUAGUCCCUAAUUUAUGUAGAUAAAAUAUUUCACAGUUGCCUUCAGCGUCUGAUAGCUGUGUGUGUGCAUGUGUGUGCGUGUGCGUGUAAUACCUGUAUGGUUGUGAUUGUGCAUGUGUGCCUCGUCACUUUGUUUGGUUUUAACUGUGUCAUUCAUUGAGUGUUUGUGCAGUGGUGAUGUGGACAUGCUGGUUCAUGUGAACACAUUUACAGUUACUGACUCGAUAUACAGUAUAUAAAGAUCCAAUACUCCA